GAUAUAUCUCGUACUGCUCUUUUAUUAAGCAUUCUUUAACUGCCCCACAUUCCUCAUAACUAGUCGACAUGAAAUGUCUUGAUGUAGCAAUAGCAAUUUGAGAUCAUGUCCGUCUGAGCUGUGUAAUUGUCGAACCGGUUGCAUGCCCAUGUCGUGUUUAAAACACAUACAGGGGCCCAACGAGUUGAAAUGAAGCUUGGAAUCUUCGUAAGGACCAAAAGAUCUUCAUCAAUGGGAUGUGCGAGAGCAAUGUUGGUCAGGUUCUUAACAGGAGUUCAGAACCUGGGGUUUGGUUCGUGUUGAGGAGAUUGAUCACUGGAUCUUACCACUUUGCGAUUCGAUCUUUCCAGCAGGAAUAUUGUUUGCGUCUUCAUGAUUGUCUGGCGAAGGCACUUACUGUUACUGGUUGCACAGGAUCCAUCGACGCUGGUGGUUUUAGCAAGCACUUCCUCACAUCUUACUGGUGGUCGAGCUCGUUUCUCUCGAAACUAUCCAGCAACCUCAUUUGCCAGACAAAUGACGGCCUGGUAGAAAAUGGAACUUGGAGCGGAUUAAAAGUUUGUGUUAUCCUCAUGGCCUUGGUCUGUUGAUUGUCAUCUCGCAAAUGUUGCUCGAUGUACUCGAUGUAGGUCCUUCUACCAGCUGAUUUCAUGUCAAUUCCCACCCUGGUAAACCUCCCGAACGCUGAACCCUAAACCCUAAACUUCAUGGAAUCUGUUCAUUGGACAACCUGGAUCUGCGUGGCUGCUUCAAGUUAGUUGUGCAGAUUUCGAAUGCUUUUGACCUUAAACUGUUGUGGGUUGUACCCAUUUCAGUCUUUCCUUGAUCUCGUUAGAACAGAAAUGCUAGGCAUGCUAGGCAUGCUAGCCAUCCUAUUGCAUGACAGGUUUAGAGUUCAGCGUUAUUGAUUGAAUAACAACUCUUAUACCAUAACUUAACUAAUCUAGGAUUGAGGGUUGUUUUUAUUCUCAUAGAUAUUUAGUGCCUGUUUUGUGUUCAAUCCCUCUGGUCAAUCUACAUUGGUUAGGUCUAGGUUUGUGAACUGUCAAUGCCUCCAGUUCUUGUCCUCACUUGUUAAUUCAAUUCAUGUGCAUUGAGCAUGAGUGAUCUUUUUUUUAAGUGAUGAUUGAAUUCAUAUA
Physcomitrium patens is the source of this 1139-nucleotide messenger RNA. RefSeq lists its product as uncharacterized. NCBI's taxonomy places the organism in Eukaryota, Viridiplantae, Streptophyta, Bryopsida, Funariales, Funariaceae. The record is from RefSeq and is a predicted model, not a curated record.